AUGAGCUGGAACGAGGAAUUUCGAUUUCUGAUCUUCACCGAUCAGCCUAUGUCAUACUGGAAAGACGGAGAGAAGAUUCCAAACGUGCAGUUCCGAUACCUGAAUGCUUCAAUGUUUUCACGACUUGCGAGCAGGAAGACUGCUGUCGAAACGAGGCUGCAGCACGGUUACAAACUCUGUGACUGGCGCAUGGCAUACGGAGAGAUCUUCGCAACAUGGCUCCGGCAAUUUGACUUCUGGGGCUGGGUGGACUUCGACGUGGUGCUCGGCCGCCUGGCCUUUUUUGGCUUCAACUCCUCGGCCCUGGAACGGCGAGACGUUGUUGGGGAGUUUGGAUGGCCUGCGCAGGGCCCACUGACGCUACUUCGCAAUCGUCCUGAUGUGAAUCGGCUUUGGAGGAAGCUGCCAGACGUCGCAGCAAGGCUAAAGCGGCAUGACAUCCAACGUCUCAACGAGUGGGCUUUUGGACGCCUGCUGUGGAAAUCGUCGCUGGAGCGCCUCCCGCGACCUUUCCCAACACAGCUCUCGGCAUCACCUCGCCACGGCGACGGUGACAUCAUUUGGUCUGAAGGCCGACUUUGGCAUUUACCUUCAUGCGGCGAGGCAGGCUACCUUCACUUCUCCCGCUGGAAGGAUUCUUUCGAAGGCAUGAUGCCAUCGCCAACUGGGCAGGCAGUGCAGCUUGGCCCGCGUGGUGCCACAGAGCCCUCGCAGACUGCUUGGGCACAGCUGGAGCGCUGUCGGCGAACAGAG
This is a messenger RNA of Symbiodinium sp. CCMP2456, 753 nucleotides long. The record is from the annotation of a GenBank genome assembly. NCBI's taxonomy places the organism in Eukaryota, Dinophyceae, Suessiales, Symbiodiniaceae.